GAAAAGAUAAGAAAAAAUGUACGAAGUCAGAAUGUGAUAGGCUAAGAUGAUCCUUCAUAGUUCAUUGUGACCCCCUUUUAACUUUCAUGUUGAACGGUUUCAAUCAAGUCAUUUGAUGGACACAAAUAUUUUUAUCAACCAUUCAAAAACCCCCAACACCCGCCAAUUAUGCCAUGUGUCCAACUAUGAUGCCUCAAAUUAUAGCAAACCAGCCAUUUUCUUUCCCAUAUUGCCAUUUCAUUGUCAUCCCUCAACAAUUUGCAUUUAGUUCGAAAAGAUAUGUCCUUCUUUUUUUUUCCUAUUAUGUUUUUAUGAGUUACCCUUAUUAAAAGGGUUUUGGCUGGUUAUCUGUGAGACUGAGACGCCAAGAAAACAAGAAAGCAUUGCUUGAAGAGACUCACGGUCGGGAAAGUCCUGCAACUUUCAACGUGCUUAAGAAAUUUGCUUCUGUUCUUUCUGCUGAUUUUGCUUUUGUUGUUAUUGUUUCUUAUUUUUUUGUUGCCAACCCAUUUCCACUUGCCAGACUGUAAAUACCAAACAGAAAGAGAUCAAGAAAUCAGUGUAAGAGUUUCUUUCAGCAAGCAAACCAGGAUCUGGUUCUGAAGAUUCAGCUUAAUUCACUUGAGAUAUGGACCUAACAGAAAAAUCAUCUAAGCAAUCAAACUUGAUCCCACCACUGCCAAGGGACUCUAGGGGCUCACUUGAAGUGUUCAAUCCAUCCACUUUCUCAACUCGGCCCAUUAACCCGGCAUUUCGCUCGCAACCCAUUUGGCAAAACUUAAUAGAUGCACGUGGCAGCUCAGAAGAAGCUGACCCUUCCAAGCUAGCCUCCAAGUCGGGUCGAGUUGAAGAAAUAACAUCAUGGAUGGCACUCAAGGAACCACCUGCUCCAUCCCCAUCUCCAGCACCAUCUUCAUUAGCAUCAUCACCACUUGUUCAUAAGAUCACUAGCGAUAAUAAUGAUCAAAACGGCGGCGGAAACGCAAGUCCGAAGCCUUCGGAUGACGCUGGAAUGGCUGCAAAGAGAGCUGCAGAAUGGGGGUUAGUGCUAAAAACAGAUAAUGAAACUGGCAAACCACAAGGAGUUGUUGUUAGGAAUUCGGGUGGGGAUGACCCGAAUUCCAAACCGGGUACUUCUCGUAGAAACUCAAAUAAUUCAGUUCGGAGCUCCGAAGAAUUAUCAGAUAACGAAUUUAGCAAGGAGAAAGGGUUCCCUAGAGUAUCCGAAGACUUAAAGGAUGCAUUGUCAACAUUUCAACAAACAUUUGUUGUUUCGGAUGCUACCAAACCCGAUUACCCGAUUUUGUAUGCAAGUGCCGGGUUUUUUAAGAUGACCGGCUACACUUCUAAAGAGGUCAUAGGCAGGAAUUGUCGGUUUUUACAGGGUGCGGGUACAGACCCGAGCGAUGUGGCGAAGAUUAGGGAGGCAUUGCAGGCAGGGAAAAAUUAUUGUGGGAGAUUGUUGAAUUACAAGAAAGAUGGGACUCCUUUUUGGAAUCUUCUUACUAUUGCACCCAUUAAGGACGAAAAUGGGAAAGUCCUAAAGUUUAUUGGAAUGCAAGUGGAGGUGAGCAAGCAUACAGAAGGGGCCAAGGAAAAGAUGAUGAGGCCCAAUGGAUUGCCCGAGUCUUUGAUUCGAUACGAUGCUCGCCAGAAGGACAUGGCUGUCGGUUCAGUAACAGAACUUGUGGAAGCAGUUAAGAAACCCCGUUCACUUAGUGAAUCAACAUAUCAUCCUUUCAUUAGAAAAUCAGGUGGUGGUGGUGGUGACGGAGAAGAAGGACUAGGAGUUAUGGCUAGGCGAAACUCAGAAAAUUUACCUCCGCAUAGAAGGAAUUCAAAUGGGAGUAUUAGAAUCUCAAUGGAGCGUAUAAGUGAGGUGCCAGAAAAGAAACUGAAAACAUCUAGUCUUCCUUCUUUCAUGGGGCUUACGAGGAAAAGUCAGUCCACUGCUGACAGCUUUGACAAUAGUCUCCUGGUGGAUGCGGAUGAGGAUGAGAGUGACGAUGAUGAGAGGCCAGACAGUUUUGAUGACAAAGUUAGACAAAAGGAAAUGAGAAAGGGUAUUGAUCUUGCAACCACACUUGAACGUAUAGAGAAAAACUUUGUCAUUACUGAUCCAAGGCUGCCUGAUAAUCCCAUUAUCUUUGCAUCUGAUAGCUUCUUGGAGCUGACAGAGUACAGUCGUGAAGAAAUAUUGGGCAGAAAUUGCAGGUUUCUCCAAGGCCCUGAAACUGAUCCAGCUACUGUGAGGAAGAUUCGGGAGGCAAUAGAUAACCAAACGGAAGUAACAGUGCAGCUAAUCAACUACACAAAGAGUGGCAAGAAGUUCUGGAACCUGUUCCAUCUGCAGCCUAUGCGUGACCAGAAGGGGGAAGUUCAGUAUUUUAUAGGAGUGCAGCUAGAUGGCAGUGCCAAAGUUGAUCCACUUCGUAAUACUAUUCCAGAUGCUGCUGCACAAGAGAGUGAACAACUGGUGAAACAAACUGCAGAAAAUGUUGAUGAAGCAGUGAGGGAACUUCCAGACGCCAAUAUGAAUCCAGAAGACCUAUGGAUGAAUCACUCCAAGGUCGUUCACCCUAAACCUCACAGGAAAGAUAGUCCCUCCUGGAAAGCUAUUCAAAAGGUUCUUAACAGUGGAGAAAGGAUAGGCCUAAAACAUUUUAGGCCAGUAAAACCAUUAGGAUCAGGUGACACUGGCAGUGUGCAUUUGGUGGAACUAUGUGGGACUGGCCUGUACUUUGCAAUGAAAGCUAUGGAUAAAGGUGUUAUGCUCAACCGGAACAAGGUGCAUAGAGCUUGUGCAGAAAGAGAAAUUCUUGACAUGUUGGACCACCCUUUUCUUCCAGCAUUGUAUGCAUCAUUUCAGACCAAAACACAUAUUUGUCUGAUUACGGAUUACUGUCCUGGUGGAGAACUUUUCAUGCUUUUGGACAAACAACCAAUGAAGGUCAUGAAGGAAGAUGCAGUGAGAUUUUAUGCUGCUGAGGUUGUUGUUGCAUUGGAGUACCUUCACUGCCAAGGUAUUAUAUACAGAGAUUUGAAGCCUGAAAAUGUUCUACUCCAGGGCAAUGGACACGUGGCCUUGACCGAUUUCGAUUUAUCUUGUUUGACUUCCUGCAAACCACAGCUGCUGAUGCCAACCAUAGAUGAAAAGAAAAAACACCGCAAAAGUCAGCAGAAUCCAAUUUUUAUGGCAGAACCUAUGCGUGCAUCAAACUCUUUUGUGGGGACUGAAGAGUAUAUUGCCCCGGAAAUUAUCACUGGGGCUGGCCAUACUAGUGCAGUGGACUGGUGGGCUCUAGGCAUUCUUAUCUAUGAAAUGCUUUAUGGAUAUACACCAUUCAGGGGAAAGACAAGGCAGAAGACUUUUGCCAAUGUCCUGCAAAAAGAUCUUAAAUUCCCAAGAAGCAUACAAGUAAGUCUCCAAGCAAAACAGCUGAUGUACCGCUUACUACAUAGGGAUCCCAAAAGCAGAUUAGGUUCGCGUGAAGGAGCCAGUGAAAUCAAGCGACAUCCUUUCUUCAAAGGUGUAAAUUGGGCUCUUGUUCGCUGCAAGAAUCCACCUGAGCUUGAAGCCCCUCUCUUUGCUACUGAAGCUGUGAAGGAAGAUAAAGCUGUGGAACCUGAACUGCUAGAUUUACAAACAAAUAUUUUCUGAGACUGUGAGGUUGCAUUCUAUGUUAUUUUUGAGAUGUACAUGCAUCCUCCACGAUGAUAUUCUCAAAAUGGAUUAUGAACUACAAUUUUUCUGCUACCGUGAUUAAGCACAUUGCAUUAAGGAAACAUCAUUAGAGUCUCUGGUUAGCUCCAAAUUUGGCUGGGGAUUUAGUACUUAUGGCAAUAAAAUCAAGAAGCAGCUGAGCCACGAUGCAAGAGAAGCAGGUUUCUGAUCGUUUGUUCUUUCUUUUUUUUUUUUUUUUAUCAGUAUGCUCGAUGUAAUUUUCUGUAAUCUAUGUUUGUUGGUAAAUAAAAUUUGUUUGCUUUGACUCUCUUUGUCGUGAUCUUCUCUUCUGGAUUCCUAAGCUACAUAUC
Durio zibethinus is the source of this 4035-nucleotide messenger RNA. RefSeq names its product phototropin 1 (gene PHOT1). Gene Ontology annotation, biological process: protein phosphorylation. Lineage: Eukaryota; Viridiplantae; Streptophyta; Magnoliopsida; Malvales; Malvaceae. Gene Ontology annotation, molecular function: protein kinase activity; ATP binding. The record is from RefSeq and is a predicted model, not a curated record.